Solanum verrucosum is the source of this 1992-nucleotide messenger RNA. Its product is annotated as pentatricopeptide repeat-containing protein At3g29230-like. Gene Ontology annotation, biological process: RNA modification. Bases 23 to 1942 code for a protein of 639 amino acids. Lineage: Eukaryota; Viridiplantae; Streptophyta; Magnoliopsida; Solanales; Solanaceae. Gene Ontology annotation, molecular function: RNA binding; protein binding. The record is from RefSeq and is a predicted model, not a curated record. The transcript has a single exon.
GUAAUAUUCGCGGGGAGUAAAAAUGGCGGUUAGAUUCAAACAUUCGAAGCAGUCUCUCUCCCUUUCUUCAGAAUACGUUAACAAGUUCAUCAAAACCCAAAUUAACCUUUCAAAACCCACUCCAAAACUCUGGUCUGAUCAUGAUGAUGCUAAAUCUUUUGACCCAUACAACAAUGGUGUACAUAGUACAUUGACAUUGAGCCACCCCAUUUUGCGAAUUUUAGAUUCUUGCACCCCGAAAUUGAGACAAUUUAAUCAAGUACAUGCCCAGCUCAUUGUUUCAGGUAUCUUUCAACACCCUUUAGCUGCAGGUCGAGUUAUGAUGAAACUUUGCUCUUCACAAUCCACUUUUUCUCAUGCUGUAAAGAUUUUUGAGAAUCUUGAAUACCCAGAUGCUUUUAUUUGUAAUACAGUUAUGAAAUGUUAUGUGAAUUUCGAUGACCCGGAAAAGGGUUUGGUGUUUUACUCUGAUCAGAUGGUUAAAAAUGGGAUCUUUCAGAAUCAUUAUACGUUUCCUAUAUUGGUUAAGGCUUGUGCUGAUUUGGGUAGGGUAAGAGAAGGGGAAAUGGUUCAUGCCCAUGUAGUGAAAUGUGGGUUUGAGUUGGAUUUGUAUACUAGGAAUGUUUUGAUUCAUAUGUAUUCAGUGUGUUGUCGGAUUCAUGAUGCAAGGAAGGUGUUUGAUUUAAGUUCUGACUCAGAUUUGGUGACUUGGAACACAAUGAUUGACGGGUACGUGAAAAAUGGAGAAGUGAAUCUUGCGCGUUAUGUUUUUGAUGUAAUGCCUGAAAGGGAUGUUUUUAGCUGGAAUUCCAUGUUAUCUGGAUAUGUGGGGAUCGGAGAUAUGGAGGCUGCAAAGUUGCUGUUCCAGGAGAUGCCUUCGAGGGAUACUGUUUCGUGGAAUUGUUUGCUUGAUGGAUAUUCUAGGACUGGAAAUGUAGUAGCUGCCGGUGCUCUGUUUGAGCAGAUGGAUUAUCGGAAUGUAGUUUCUUGGACUACUUUAAUGGCUCUUUAUGUGCGGUUGAAGGACUAUACGGGAUGUUUGGGAUUGUUUGAUAUAAUGAUGCAAGGAAGAGAUAUUCAGCCAAAUGAGGCUAUCCUCAUGAGUGUUUUGACUGCUUGUGCACAUUUAGGGAGACUUGAUCGAGGAAAGUGGAUACAUUCAUAUAUAAGAUACAGUGGGAAGGUUAAGCCUGACAUGUUGCUUUCGACUGCCCUAUUGACAAUGUAUGCUAAGUGCGGUGAGAUGGAGUUGGCGAAAGAGGUAUUUGCUGAGAUGCCAGAAAAAAGUGUCGUCUCGUGGAACUCUAUGAUCAUGGGUUAUGGAACUCACGGGCAUGGCGAGGAAGCACUUGAAACAUUCUUGGAGAUGGAAAAAAGUGGAGUGAGGCCUAAUGGUGCUACGUUCAUUUGUGUUUUAAGUGCGUGUACUCAUUCAGGGAUGGUAUUAGAGGGAUGGUGGUAUUUUGAUGUGAUGACUAGAGUUUAUAGAAUAGAGCCUAAAGUUGAGCACUACGGCUGCAUGAUUGAUCUUCUUGGGCGGGCUGGUUUGAUGAGAGAUUCUGAAGACCUCAUUAAGAAUAUGCCUAUGGACUCCGGGCCCGCAUUAUGGGGAGCUUUGCUUUCAGCUUGCAAGACCCACUCAAAUCUGGAACUUGGUGAGAUCGUCGCCAAGAGAUUAAUUGAGAGGGAUCCAGAGGAUAUCGGAUCCUAUGUGCUUCUUUCCAACAUAUAUGCUGCACAAGAGAGAUGGGAUGACGUGGAGAAGGUAAGAAAAAUAAUGGUUGUAAACGGAAUUAGGAAGGAAGCAGGAUCUAGCCUAGUCCAAUUUGCAAACUCGGACAUGUGGUGUUUUCCAGAAAAUGUUUCAGUACACAAGAGAAUGAUGAUGUCUUCCAUGUUGAGUGAGAUGGGAGCUCAGAUCAAAUGUCAGAUGGAAACGUGAUGGAAUGGAGGAACUUGAAUAUAAUGGAAUCCUUUGGAGAAGCAACAACA